Molecule: messenger RNA, 894 nt
Organism: Plasmodium gonderi
Lineage: Eukaryota; Apicomplexa; Aconoidasida; Haemosporida; Plasmodiidae
Product: palmitoyltransferase
Exons: 11
Coding region: 1-894 (297 amino acids)
Biological process (GO): peptidyl-L-cysteine S-palmitoylation; protein targeting to membrane
Cellular component (GO): endoplasmic reticulum; Golgi apparatus
Molecular function (GO): protein-cysteine S-palmitoyltransferase activity
Source: RefSeq, a predicted model, not a curated record
AUGUUUCAAACAAAAGCACCAAGGGCUCCCUUCCUUUUGCCAUUAUACAAGGUUUAUGAAAGUAACAACAUUUUUUUGUGUCAAGGGAAUAUCAUAACGGGGCCAAAUAUUUUUCAUCUAAUUUUUACCUAUGUGAUCAUAAUCAUUACUGUUUUUCCAAUAUACAUAAUUAUAUAUUCCCACAUAGAGACCUUUUUAUUGCUAAUCCUUGAGACACUUUUAAUAACAGCAUUUUUUAUUUUAGUUUUAUUUUUCUUAACGACCACAGCAUUUUGCGAUCCUGGAAUAAUUCCAAAAAAGAGUCAUGUUGACUUAUCUUUACCAAAGGGGAGAACUGCAUUUACAACUGUAAAAGUAAAUGGCACUAUUAUAAAGAACUAUUGGUGCGUACACUGUAACCACUUUAAAGAACCAAGAAGCAAGCAUUGUUACAUGUGCAAUAACUGCGUUACUAAGUUUGAUCAUCACUGUGUAUGGUUAGGAAAUUGCAUAGGGUCCAGGAACUACAGGAGAUUUAUUUUUUUCAUUUUGAAUUUGUCAAUCCUUUCAACAAUUAUCUGCUUUACAUUUAUUGGGAUUUUUAUUUGCCUAUGUAUGAAGGAAUAUCAAAACAUUACAUUAGGAUCAAUUUUUUACACAAUAUUUGAAUAUCCACAUAUCGCAUUGUACAUUAUUUAUACCAUACCGUCAUCCCUUUUGCUAAUUAAUUUAUUCUUGUACCAUUUAAAGAUGAUAUUCUCCAAUAGAACAACAUAUGAAGAUAUUCAAGGCUUAUACGAAGAAGACAAUCCCUUCGAUGAGGGGAAACUCAUGAAUUUAAAAAAGUUUCUUCUCACGCCCGUUAGCAAGAAGCAAGUGGAAUGGACAGAAAUUGUAAAAAUAACAGCGGUGUAG